Molecule: messenger RNA, 1269 nt
Organism: Linum trigynum
Lineage: Eukaryota; Viridiplantae; Streptophyta; Magnoliopsida; Malpighiales; Linaceae
Source: the annotation of a GenBank genome assembly
CACCAAAUAGCAAUGAAAUUGCGUAAAUAUAAUGUAGCAACUACAAUCGAAACCUUUUGGUUUCUUUCCCACUGCGCCAAAAACAAUGAAAAGAUCAUUAUUGGCACUUAGUUGCAGAGGCCGUGAUUCCUCUACUAGCUUGAUAGGAGGGCCCAGGCGCCGUGCCUCACCGGCCACAGCCGACCAACCUCCAUCCGAUCGAGCCCCUAGUAAACCCUUUAGGGGUCGUUUGGAUCCAGAAAAGUGGGCAGGGAUUUGGCCUCAAUUCCGGCUCAUCCAGGAAUUUAAUCAAUUCCCUUGUUUGGAUAGCUCUAUAAACAUCAAAGAUUUGGGCCACUAGAAAUUUUAAAUUCGGCCCAGUCCGGAAUUGUGAAUACCUAGGAGCCUCCAAGUAUUUUGAAAAUCCGGCAUUAAUUUAUGGUUUGUUCCCAGCGUGUCCCUUCGCAGUGUACCGGAGCCAAUCUCGUCGGAAUUGGACGCGGGAGAGAAGGAGCUCAGAGAAGAUGACCGACGAUGCAAACUCUCCAACCACCACCACAUUCUCCUCCACCGCCGCCCUCGACUCAUCUCCUUUCUCAUCUUCCUCCGCCGCACUCUGCUCUUCUUCUCCUGCGCCGGUCACCAAAGGAUUCAGAUCUGAAACCCAAUGUACAGUCAACAAUACCCAAUCAGAUCUAAUCGACCGCCAACUUCCUAGUUUGUAUCUCCUGGCGAAGGGGAAGAGAGCUAGGGAUUCUUUUCCCUGUUCCGAAAGACUGAGACUCCGUCGUAGAGUGCGAGGACGAUGGAGACUGGCGAGGAAUCAGAAGGCUCGCGAGGUCUCCGGAGGACCUAGGAGAAGACGUAUAUAGUUCUCCCGUUCUGGGUUCUUUUAUGGAAUAAUCGCUAGCAAAUCGAUGCGUUGUUCUACCACUGCGCUCUGAUUCUUUCUUUCGGCGGAUCUGGGUUCGCAAGAGGCUGGAUCAACUUCCAUCAAGUCGUCGCCAUCUGCACCAAAUCAAGCUUUCGGGGUUAGCAAAGAGUUGGUGUCUGAAUGUAUUUGUUUCAUCCAAGAGAGGGAAAGGGAUCAUUCUGCUAGACGAUGUUUUUUUGAGUGCAGGGUGAGUGAUUUUUUUCAGUGAAAGACAAGGGGAUAAGGGGCCGGCGACGAGCCAAAGCGGUAUACCGACGACGAUUGAUCCGUGAAGGGUAUAACUGUAAUUUCACAAUUGCGGUUAGAAUUAAAUUUCCUAACUAACAAAUCCCCAUUCAUAAACAAACAAAAUAUUU